AUGAAACGGAGAAGGAUAUCCCAUGCCAUCCCGCUGGCUCUAAGCGUUUGUCUCCGGAGUCGGCUCAUAGACUCCUUUCUCGCCCUGCCAUCAAAAUUGCAUUCGAAUCGGUUGGUCUUUGAUUCUCCAUCGUCCACGAAAACAACAUGCAAAAGAGAUUUUAGAAUUUUCGGAGACCUUACCGGAAAGCUCGAAGACGACCAGGAUGCACAAGAACUCACAACGACGAGACACUCAAGCACACAUCAGUCUCGGCGGAAAGCCAUGCAAGCCUUAGGCUUGGCUUCGUUGGCUAUCCCAAUGGCCGCCUCAGCGGGAAUCGCCGAACUCGACAAGUCUACGGGAGCACUGUUCAGUCCCAAAUCCGAAAUGCUUUCUGGUGGGAGUGCGGCUGCGCGUGGUAUUCCUGUUUCUGGUAGUCGCCGCCAACAACUCCAACCUGGACAAGCGCUCCAAACAGUAUACGAAACUCGCUUUAUUGUGUACCUUGCGCGAUUUUUAUUGAAUUUUGAUCCAUCAGCACACGCCUGGUGGCUCCAACAAGGUUUUGCCGAUUCUUGGGAACCUCGCUCUGGCUCGGACGAGGCAUUUGCCGACAACACUUUAGCCGAGUUUGCAGAAAGUGUCGAAGUUGGUUUGGCUGAUUAUUUUGUUGGUCCCUACGGUAGCUAUUCGUCACUGUCCGCUGCCAAGGCUGGAAUUUCAGCGGCGCGGCCAGCACCCUCCGCGCAACCACAACAAGAAGAAAACUACUUAAAAGAACUCCUUUUUGGUCGACCGAAACUUUCCGACGAAAAGACACCCAAAGAAAAGGUAGACAGCGCAAAAAAAGGGAUACUCAAUUUGUACACUCUGUUGAAAGCUCGCUAUACAUCUGUUGCCGCCAAACGGCAUCUUGCUAUUCUGUUUUCUUUUAUAUCCUCCCCAAGGCUUCAACCAAGUAAUGAAAUCCUAGCUUUGCUUGGUGAAUCGGACAAUGCAACAAUUUCUGAGAUUCGGAUCGUCAAACCAACUCAUUGGCCAGUCAACGAGGCGGACUCGCGGACGAGUAGCCGACGGGGCGGUGGCUACUCAAUCGAGGAGCCACCCAUUGUUACUAUCGAUGAACCACCGGCGUUAGGCGACAGCUACGUACCGGCUGAAUUAAGACCCGUUCUCAAGCCGACAUCACGUGUUUUGCGCAUUUCUGUGAUUGACGGUGGUGAAGGUUAUACAUCGGCGCCCCAGGUGACCGUAGUGCAAAGCGGCUAUCUACGCUUGUGUCAAGCUACUGCUAUUAUAGAUCGGAGUGGCAGAGUCGAAUCUGUCAUUCUUUUGGAUCCGGGAUGGGGUUACGGUGGUCGAAAGCAGGCUCCUCCCAAAGUCAAAAUUGAACCUCCCAGACUUAAAAGUAAAGGAGAAUCGGGUCAGCGAGCGAAGGCUGUUGCUGAACUUGAGUACGAAAUAGUCGGUGCGAAGGUUGUCCGUGGUGGAAACGGAUAUGUCAAGACCGAAGUACCACAAAUUACAAUUACCCCGCCGGAUGGGAAUCCCGACUGGUUUCUGGCAGUGCAGGAACAGCCAGAGAUGCGAAUGAAGAAACCAGCAGAAAUCGAACCUUUACGACUAGAAGUGGCCGAAAUGAAAUUCUCGGAUGGCAGCGUUGCCUAUUCUAUCGAUCGUAUGCCCGAGAGCAAAGGUGUGGACAAUGCAUUACUCGAUCGUCUUCAAAGAGAUCCACUCGAAAUGCUACCCCCUUCAAUUCGACCCGAAAGAUACAAAUAUGGAAUCUACGCCAUACCUUCCCUGGCACGCAUUCCACAGUCCGUUCCGAACUUGUCACCGAGAUACCGUGCAUGUGACCCGGUAUUUGGAGGCGUCGGUCGUGUUCCAGUUACAAAAGGGGCUGUGGCCUUGAAAGCUAGCGAAUACGCUCGUCUUGCUUUAAGCGGCGCCGUCUGCACAGUGUUGGUACGCACAGCUUUGAAUCCGCUGGAGUUGAUCAAGACCAAGCAGCAAUUGCAAAACGAUAACGAAUUACUCUCUUUUGCGAGAGCUCGGGCUCUCCGAAAAGGGAUUUCUCCUGAUCACCAAGACGCGCACGAACAUAUGCUGUCUAGCAACAAAGCGGAAAUCAAUGCCACUGCUGCUGUUGCUCCUCAAGAAACGGACGGACAAAUAAAGCUAGGAACACUCGAUUUGAUAUCAAGUCUCAUCGAGUUACGAGGCCCUUUAGCCUUGUUUCAAAGUGCUGACAUUACCUUUCUUGCUUCCUUGGUAUUUGGCUCACUCGGUUUUGGCGCCACUGAAUUAUUUCGUCGUUCGUUCACUGCAUUUUUCAUUGCCGGUUCUGGAACGGAUGAAAUUGGUUUGGAUGUUGUUGCGCUUUUAGCGGCUGCUUCCCUGGCGACCGUUGUGACAGCAGCCGCUGCCGCGCCCUUUGAGGUCUUGCGUGUAAGGAGUAUGGGUCUAAUAGAAUCGGUGGGUUGGACAAAGGUUUUGGAGGAUUUCAUCGCCGAAAAGUCAAGACCAAGACAAAAAACAUCAAACUCUUUCGGUCUCAAUCGUAAACAACAUGGAGGUCAUCAAGAAUUUGAAUUGCGCAACUUAAAAGCGAGGGAUAUCCUGCCUUUAUGGGCUGGUUUUGCACCCACCGUCAGUCGUGAACUCCCGUUCGCGGUCGUCAAGUUUUUGACAUUUGACUUUAUUACUGGAACGGUAAUUACCUUCUUGAACACACAGUCCAGUGAUGGCGCGUUGCCUAUUCAGGUUGGAACGGGCCCUAUUGGAUUGAUAGUAUCGGCGCUGGCUGGCGCUGUGGCAGGUAUCGCAGGUGCUGUUGUCUCGCAUCCAGCCGAUUUGAUUUUGACAAAGACAUCAGCUAGUGGCAAUCGCAAUGGAACAGAAACUUCCGCAUCGGUAGAGGAGCCAGACUGGAGGGAUGUUGUCAGGGAGUUGAUAGCACAGCCCGGCGGAAUUGCGAAUCUUUACGUCGGUUUUCCUGCACGUGCUACAUUUUUCUUCCUUGUCAUUGGGCUGCAGUUCUUUUUGUACGAUUAUUUCAAAACGUUGCUAAAUGUUGGCUCCGACGACUUGAGCUUGGUAUUGGAUGUGUUUUACGCGGUGCGUGCCGGUCUCGUUGGGUAG
Molecule: messenger RNA, 3126 nt
Organism: Phaeodactylum tricornutum CCAP 1055/1
Lineage: Eukaryota; Bacillariophyta; Bacillariophyceae; Surirellales; Neidiaceae
Exons: 1
Coding region: 1-3126 (1041 amino acids)
Biological process (GO): mitochondrial phosphate ion transmembrane transport
Cellular component (GO): mitochondrial inner membrane
Molecular function (GO): phosphate transmembrane transporter activity
Source: RefSeq, a predicted model, not a curated record